AUGUUGCGGGUGCUGAGGAGAACGUUCGUGCUGGCGCUUCAAGCAUCAUCAGUCUUGGGGAAUGGAAAUCCCGACUGUUGGAUUGAGGGCUAUACAUAUCAACUAUGUUGUGAUAUCACGAAAGGCCCGAAGGGUGAGGCUGCGUGCUGGGACGGACGUUUCUCCUAUGAAACCUGCUGUUUGCAGGGCAUUCCCCAAACUGAACCUGCUCUCAACGAGUGGAACUACCAGAAUCAUGAUUUCAAGGGGAAGGAGAGUGCAGUAUUCCGUGACAGGGCGCUGUUUCAAGGCAUGUCAGAAUGCCAAAGGCGGUGGGGUUGGGAUCUGAAUAUUCAAUGGGGCCCUCCUACAGGGGUUUAUGCUGAGUUUUCUGGAAUACCACUUCGACAUUUGGCUCACGGUUGGGAUGGCCAACGCCAUGGUGACGUGGGUGGCUGCAUAGCUUUCCAUGGCCGUUUCUUUCUGAUUCGGCUGGGCUUUGACUCGGCUACGGGUCCGGCGGCUAUUCGAACCACGUCGCAGGUUCUUCAUUUCGGAUUUUGCGCUCCAAAGGUUUGCUCUGCGAAGGAGGUGGUCAAUGACCUGGUGCCUGCAUACACAUUGCAGAUCACAGAUGCGCAGCGCGUCGCGAUGACUGUUCGAUCAGUUGAUGCUUGGGAGUGGCCUCGUUUGUUGGAAUCUGUCCAUCCGGAGGGAGAAGCUUCGUCAACUCUACGUGAUCGGAUGGAUGAUGUUUCCUUUCAAGUGCUGAUCUUCCUGGCCGUUGUGUUUCUGACGCUUUUAUCUGCAACCGUGUGUGACCACUUCUGGCUAUCAGACAAAUGUUCGCUUUUAGUUUCAGAUCUGGCUCCUUUCAUGAACCCGGCACAAAUCAAGACCCGCACUGACCGUGUGGCAAGCUGGGACUUGCGUUUGUCCUUCUGUUACAGAGCUGUGGUGGCGAUGACUGUUUUGACGCUUCACUUAGCACUCGGGGAACCAGAACGACAAAUAUCUUUUCCUGAAGCUUCCAAGAACUGCGCUCUUAAAUUAGUUCGGAAAUUUGCGCGUCAGUUCCCUUUGAUAGUAUUGUCCGUGUGGUGGGAUCGGACGGGCAGUCGCUAUGCCUUUCAUGCUCGGCCGCUGUCGUAUGUGGAUACAACCUUGAGCAAGCUGGAAGGCUCAACGCUGAUAUGGACCAACGAAGUUAUGGAUGGUUUGGAAUGUAAGUCGUCGUUUUGGAGUUGCACCUCUCGUUUUUUCACCAUCAACUGGCAAGUGAGGGACGCUACAGAAAGGAUUCUGGCUUGCUUUGGCUUCCUGUUGCUUCAAGCAGCAGGCUUGAACUAUGCCAGUGCUCUCCAAUCAGUUUUGGUUUUAUUCGGUUUUGCGUACUAUUACUUCGACUAUUUCCAUGAGUCGCUGCGACGGGAGCUGAAUGCUGGGGCGAACCACCUAUUGGUGAAAAGGCUUGAGAACCCAGCAUUCUUGGGACUUUUUCUGCUGGCAAGGAGUACGGUAAGGUUUUUCCCCAACGGCUUAAUGACACAGCGUGUUGGUCUGCUGGCUGCAGGGACUGGGUGGCUUUGGUCGACCUGGAUCAAUCGAGAAGAUUAUGAACUUUGGUGCCAGGAGCGCAAUGUAAAAGAUGUGGUGGGGGACGUGCCCUUCGUACUGGGUCUCUGUAUCCUGCUGAGGACCGAGAGGAGGGUGCAGAGCCUUUCGUACUGUUCUGCCUUCACCUUGCUGUCCCGACUCAGCUUCUGCAUCCUGGUGACAGAGAACCCUUUGCAGACCUUCCUGCUAGAGGGCUACUCAUCAAAGGGCCUCCCACUGGUGCGGAGCAAUCGAGCAGACCCUUUCUGGGAACAGCUGCUGCUGGGUCCGGGGCUGCUGUUGGCGCACCUUCUGUGUGCAUUGCUGCUGUACUUGAUGGUGCAGAGGCCCUUCGCCCAUUUGUGCCAGGAUACCUUCACCAUGGCUUCACCUUUUGGUACCACUUUACACAGCUUAUCUUGCGUACUUUCGAAACCAACAAGCACCGAGGAGAAAACGGAUCUCGUCAGAUUUCAUCCCUACUCCGCCUUUCUGAUAUCGUGA
This is a messenger RNA of Symbiodinium necroappetens, 2079 nucleotides long. The record is from the annotation of a GenBank genome assembly. NCBI's taxonomy places the organism in Eukaryota, Dinophyceae, Suessiales, Symbiodiniaceae.